AUGUUGCCCCCGGCCUCCGUUUCAACAGCAGAGGCCUUCAGAAAACCUUCGCGUCAAGCCGGAGCUCCAUUCUCGAUUGCAGAGGCCUUUCCUGAGGCUUCUGCUGGUAAAACAGAGGUCAGGCACGAGCGGCCGCAGAAGUGGGCCAGUGAGGCAGGUGUCGGGGCGUGGAAGGAGCCUGAAACUGCGGAGGAAAAUGACCUGGAACGGGACCCUAUGGAGUCCGAGGGAGAGGUGUUUGUGGUUUCAAAGGAAUUUGGGGAAGAGCAGGCCGGGGCAGGAGGUGCCUCCAAGAAGGAAAAUGGGGGUGAAAGGUGCAAACAGUUGGAAAAAAUCCGAUGCGAAGCGCUGAGAGAAAUCGCCUGGAAUCCCGACGGUUCGCAGAGGCGGGAAGGGGAUCAGGCUGGAGAAAAGGAUAAAUCGGAGUCUUUUCGGGCGGCCGAGGUGGACGACGUUCAAGUUCCUCAGGAAAAGCAGCGGAAGAAGAGGAGAAACAGGCGCCUCGUCGUUAUCCCGGAGGAGAGGCCCAGUAAAAACUCAGCCUUCGGGAAGGGGGUCCCCCUCCACCCAAGGUUCCACAGCCGAGAACUGCCCCAUAAAUGCUUGGACUGCGGCAAGGGCUUCAGUCACAAAGCGAACCUGACGUCGCACCAGAGAGUCCACCGGCUGGAGAAGCUCUACGACUGCUCCAACUGUGGCAAGAGCUUCCUUCGUAAAUCCAUCUUGGAUAUGCACUUGAGGAUGCACUCGGGACAGAAACCCUUCAGCUGCGCCGACUGCGGCUUAAGUUUAAGCGCCCAUUCGAGUCUUGUCAGGCACCAGCGGAUCCACACCAGGGAGAAACCCUACAAGUGCUCCGAGUGCGAGAAGAGCUUCAGUCAGAACUCGGACCUGAUCCGGCAUCAGCGGCUUCACACGGGGGUGAAGCCCUAUCAGUGCCCUGAAUGCGGGAAGAGCUUCAGUCGGGGCGACUGCCUGGCUACUCAUCAGAAAAUCCACGCGGGGAAAGAUCAAGGGGGAACGCAAGCCGCAGCCAAGACUUUUGAGUCCAGGAAUCCAAACCGCCCUGGUGUCACCCAGUCUUUCUGGGACUCUGAGUUGGGGCUGCUGCGCGUGAUCGUUAAGGAGGAAGACGACAGCGAAGAGGCCAAUCCAUCAGCAGAAACCAUCCAGAUUAAGGAGGAGCCUGCAGAGAUAUCCGUAACGAUACUCGAGCAUCCCAAUGCCGAAGGGACGAGUCCCAACAAGUGCGCCCUGUGCGGAAAGACCUUCAGUUGCAAGUCGGACCUCACCAGACACCAGAGGACUCACACGGGCGAGAAGCCCUUCCGGUGCUUCGAGUGUGGGAAAAGCUUCAGCCGAGGAGAUUACCUGAUUUUACACCAAAAGCUUCACCGGGGGGAGAAGCCGUACAAGUGCUCCGAGUGCGGCAAGGGCUUCUACCGAAGCACCCGGCUGAUUUCCCACAAAAAGGUCCACCUGGCCGAGAAACUCUACAAGUGUUUCCGUUGCGGCAAGAGCUUCGGCGACGAGGCCAAGCUCGCCCAACACAAGCAGGCCAAGCACACGAACGAGAGGCCGCACACCUGUGCCGAGUGCGGCAAGAGCUUCCGCCGGAGCACGCACCUCACCAGGCACCAGAAAAUCCACGCCCGCAAGGCCCGCUACCGCUGCCUGCAGUGCGAGAAGACCUUCACUUGUCGAAAGCACCUGCUGUCCCACGAGCGGACUCACACGGGAGACAAGCCCUACAAGUGCCUGGACUGCGGCAAGAGGUUCAGCUUCAGCGGGAACCUCGCCUCGCACCUGAGGAUGCACACGGGGGAGAAGCCGUACCUGUGUCUCGAGUGCGGGAAGAGUUUCAGCCGGAGUGCACACCUCACUCUGCACCAGAGGACCCACACCGGGGAAAAGCCAUACACCUGCCUGGAGUGCGGGCGAGCCUUCAGCCAAAGCAGCAACCUCACCUCCCAUCAGCGCAUCCACACCGGGGAGAAGCCGUACGAGUGUCCUGUGUGCGGGAAACAGUUCUCGCGGGGCGACUCGCUGGUCUCGCAUCAGAGGAUCCACGCCGCGGAAAUCAUCUGA
Molecule: messenger RNA, 2088 nt
Organism: Protobothrops mucrosquamatus (brown spotted pit viper)
Lineage: Eukaryota; Metazoa; Chordata; Lepidosauria; Squamata; Viperidae
Product: zinc finger protein 436-like
Exons: 4
Coding region: 1-2088 (695 amino acids)
Biological process (GO): regulation of transcription by RNA polymerase II
Cellular component (GO): nucleus
Molecular function (GO): RNA polymerase II transcription regulatory region sequence-specific DNA binding; DNA-binding transcription factor activity, RNA polymerase II-specific
Source: RefSeq, a predicted model, not a curated record